Messenger RNA from Acomys russatus (golden spiny mouse), 1723 nucleotides. RefSeq names its product chaperonin containing TCP1 subunit 8 like 2 (gene Cct8l2). NCBI's taxonomy places the organism in Eukaryota, Metazoa, Chordata, Mammalia, Rodentia, Muridae. Gene Ontology annotation, cellular component: chaperonin-containing T-complex. Gene Ontology annotation, biological process: protein folding. The transcript has a single exon. The record is from RefSeq and is a predicted model, not a curated record. Bases 32 to 1723 code for a protein of 563 amino acids. Gene Ontology annotation, molecular function: ATP-dependent protein folding chaperone; ATP binding.
UCCAGGGUUCCUCUGCUGGUUAGCCUAACCCAUGGCCGUCCCUCCACCCUCCCAGGCCAAGCCAAGCAAAAUCCCACCGGCCCUAGAACUGCCCCAGCGGCUGGAGGCAGGCCUGGAGAAAAACCCCAAGUCUCAAGGGGAGGACCAGGCAUGCCUACUGAGGGGCACAUCUGCAGCUCAGACCCUUGCCAGCAUCAUCCGGCCUUGCUACGGCCCCUACGGCCGGCAGAAGUUCCUGGUGACUGCCAAGGGAGAAACAGUUUGCACAGGGCAUGCGGCUGUCAUCCUCAGGGCUCUAGAGCUGGAGCACCCGGCCGCCCAGUUUGUUCGAGAAGUGGCCCAAACACAGGCAGAGAAUACCGGGGACGGCACAGCCUUCGUAGUCCUCCUGACAGAAGCCUUGCUGGAGCAGGCCCAGUACCUUCUCUGGGCUGGCCUAGCCCGAACCCAGCUCCGGGAGGCCUUUGCAACAGCCACAGCAGAAGUCCUGACAGCUCUGCCUGCCCUGGCUAUCCGAAGUCUAGGGCCCUUGGAAGACCCUUCGUGGGCCCUUUAUUCUGUGAUGAACACCCACACCCUGUCCAACACAGACUACCUAACCAGGCUUGUGGCUCAUGUCUGCUGGGUUAGCAGGAAGCCAAGUGGCGACUUCAAGCCUGAAAGUAUUGGCGUGUGCUUGCUGGAGGGUGGUACUCUGCUCGAUUCCCGGAUCCUCCCCGGGCUAGCAAUAUCUGGGAAGCCCUGUGGACAAAAGACGGAGGUGCAAGCGGAUGCCAGGGUGGCCCUGUUCAUGUGUCCCUUUGGUCCUACAAAUCCAGUAUCACUGGCCACGCCCCGUCUCUCUAGCUCUGAAGAAUUACUAAGAUUUCGGAAACAAACUGAGCAAGCGGAAAAGGAAAUAUCUGAACUGGCCGCUAUGGACAUCAAUGUGGCAGUGGUAUGGGGGGAAGUUAAUGAGAAGGCGGUGCUCCAGGCUGAGGGGUAUGGCAUCAUGGUGAUUCAAGCCAAGUCCCGAAAGGAAAUGGUCUACCUGAGCGAGACCAUGGGUACCCCUCUGCUAACCCGCUUGCUUCCUCCCCUGGAUCCGGGGAAGUGCCAGAAGGUUUAUAAGCAGGAGUUGGGGAAGAGUGUGGUGGUGGUGUUUGAGUGGGACUAUGAGAAAGCGCCUUCCCUCACGGUGGUCCUUAGGGGACCCACCAUCCAGGGGCUUCGGAGUGCAGAGCAGGCUGUCUACUACGGCAUUGAUGCAUUUUCCCAGUUGUGUCGAGAUCCCAGAAUGUUGCCAGGGGCUGGUGCCACAGAGAUGGCUCUUGCAAAAAUUCUGGAAGAGAAAGGAAGCCGCCUGGCAGGCCCCAAUGGUCUGGUCUUCCUAGCAUUUGCUCAUGCCCUGAGCUCUCUGCCUAAAACCUUGGCAGAGAAUGCGGGCUUGGAUGCCCAGUGUGUGAUGGCAGAAAUGAGUGGAAUUCACCAGGUUGGGAACUUCCUCAUUGGAGUGGGAAGCGAUGGAGUAAUAAAUGCGGCUCAUGAAGGGAUAUGGGACAUAAUGAGGAGCAAAGCCCAAGGACUACAGGCAGUAGCUGAGCUCGUGCAGCAGCUGGUGACCGUGGACGAGAUCAUAGUGGCCAAGAGGACUCGUGUCUCCCAACAACAGAUCACAAGACCCUCCUCGAAGGCAAAGGGCUCCUCACCCCAGAAAGAAAAAGUCUUUCAGACGUACAUAUAG